AGCGCGUAAACCGUAUCCCUUCAUUCAUCAGGCCGUUUCCUGAAGCCAUUUCUAGACGGGGGAAACGGGAGUUGCGCUACUUUUUAAUCCGUUGCAUCUGCCUAAAUGCACCUUCUCAAGGAAAAAUACUUUGCAAAAGUCGAUGAUUCAGACUUUCAUCUUUACUUCUGUCCGAUUAUUUUUGUGACUAUUGCUACGGAUUAGCAGCCAUAAGGGCUUAAAAGUACGGAGACAAGAAAGGGGUUACCCCGAGUACGCAAGAUGAGAAGAGGGAUCUCCUCGGCUCCGGACAAAGUGAUUUUAACGGGGGUUGGGAGCUCUCCUUUGGACAAUAAUAUAAUUUUAACAACUCUAUCGGAUCGUUUAAACCCCGGUCAAUCAAACGCUACCUUUAUCCAAAUAAUUACCACCCCUCCGCCUUGCAACGUUACACAGACAUCAAAUGUGUGUUUAUCCGAACCUCAGAUAAACAACAUUUACACAACUCCACAACAAGCUGCAGCAAACGGAGCAGGACAACGACCCGCUCUUGGGAGACCACCGGCUAAAAGGCGGUUGGCGCUUGAUGACUCAGACCACCAGUACCAAUCAGAACCAGUCAGGACACCAAGGGGCAGAGGAGGCGCUGCGGUGGCCAAUGGAGCAAGGAUAAAGACACCCAGAACCCCAAAGUCUCCACCAGAGAAAACCCGGUAUGACACUUCUUUGGGCCUGUUAACAAAGAAGUUUGUGGACCUUCUUGCUCAGUCUGCUGAUGGUGUUUUGGACCUCAACCUUGCAGCAGAAACUUUACAGGUACAGAAAAGGCGGCUCUACGAUAUCACAAAUGUACUGGAAGGUAUUCAUCUCAUCAAGAAGAAGUCAAAGAACAACAUUCAAUGGAUGGGCUGCAGUCUGCUGGAGGUAGAGGGAGCACUGAGCCAGAGACAGAGACUUACAGCAGAAGUUUCUGCUCUGGGAGAAGAAGAGCACAGGCUUGAGCAACUCAUUCAGAAAUGCAGCCUGGACAUGAGACACAUGAGCGACUUGCAGAACAACCAGAAAUAUGCCUAUGUAACGUACCAAGACAUCAAACAGCUGGGAAACCUCAGAGAUCAGACUGUUAUCGUCGUCAAAGCGCCCACAGACACCAAACUUGAAGUUCCAGACCCUGACGAGAGUUUAUCCAUCCACCUGACCAGCACUAAGGGUCCCAUAGAAGUCCUACUGUGCCCCGAUGAGGAGAACGACUGCAGGAGUCCUGUAAAACACCACAAUACAGACAUCAACGGAAACUCACCUUUCCUUAAAGUCCUUCAAGACUCUGGCUGCACAACCACUUCUACCAGCCCUUCCCUGGCUCCACCCUCCUCUUCCUCAGCUGUCUCCGUCACUACUCUCUCCCCCCUUUCGUCUCCUUACACCAGUCUUCUACAGCAGACAGAGGACCAGAUCCCUUCAUCUCUGGGACCUUUCUUAAAUCUAGGGCCUCCUCUCCUAGACCAAGACGACUACCUUUUAGGAUUGGGAGGUGACCAAGGAAUCAGCGAUUUGUUUGACGCCUGUGACUUUGAUAAAAUACCUUCUCUUGAUGAUCUCCUGUGCAGCUAGCAUUAGGUAAUAUACACUUCAGAUUGAGAACAUGAGAAAGAGAUGGGGAAUAAGUCUGGUUUUGUUGCCCGUGACUGUAGAUAGUGGAAGCCAAUUCUAAAAAGAUAAAAAAGAAAUAUUGAGGGCUUUUAUCGGUCCCAGUGGGACUAAAAUGCCAGGUUUUUUCAUAAUAUUGGGAAAAAAGUUAUUGCAUGAUUUGACACCAGGACACCACUGAUCAGUGCUAAGACAUCCAACACUUUUCAUCUCAGGCUGGUAGGCCUCCAGUGUAGCUUGUGACUUUAGGGACAUCAUAAAGCAUUUGCUGUCUGAAGGAAAGUAUGAAUGGUAAGAGGUAGAAUAUCCAUCUUUAGGGAGACACAGCAUCAAGGAAAACAACCACAGAACACCUGGCAGUAACACACAUAAAGAGUAAUUAGGAAAAAUGAAAUGCAGCUAAGAUGCUCAGAUAGCUGUUGGUAAGAAGAAGUCAAGAUUUUCUGUGCAUUCUUACAAAUGCAUUUUCUUUUCAUCCAGUUGCCUAUCCUACAACGUAUCCUUGAAUUUGAGACGUGUUAUGCCAAGUGUUGUGAGGUCUUUAUUUUCUUAUUGAUUGCAUCUUAUGACAAAUGUUUUCUGGACAUUUUUUGGUCUAAAUGUAAAAUCAGAACUAAUUAAAAAAACAAAAUAGUGAAGUACAACACACACACCAUUAUUCAUAACUUGCAGUUUAACAGUAAGACAGGAUGCGCUUACUCACACACUUUUCAAGCUCUGUUUUAGCACUAUUUGGCCUUAUAAUGACAGUAUAACUAAGAGUGUGAAUAUUUGUACAUUUUAGAUGUGUUGUGCAUCACAGGAGGUUAUAAACAGUUUGGAGUCCACAUGAUACAGUGAUCUAGUUUAACAAACUGAAAAAGGAGAAAUGCUUAUGGCUAGUAGUUUUAUUAGUUUGAUCCCCAUGUGCACAGUUUUGCUCUUGUGCCUAACGCCAAUAUUUACAGAGAAAUGAACAGGUAAGACUAUAAAGGGACCUUUGUUAACCUGUUGACUUUUCAGAUAGAUAAUCAACUUGUUGAUUACGUGGGCAAUGUCACAUUUUGUAAUAAAAUAAGAAAUGGUUAAAUGAUUUUCUUAAGUUUACCCUUGCAAUUACCAUGUAUGAAUGGCACAGAGGAGGCCAUCAUACCUGGACAGUGUGGUGUUAAGCCAAAACAGCUGAUGUUUAAAUACUGUCUCCUACUGGAAAUAUUUAUUAAUGCUGAGUGAUUUUCAAACCCACACUUUCUCUUAGAGCUUUCUUUAUCCCUUCAACUUUCAUUGGCCAAAUUUGCCUUGACCAGAUUCCCCCAGAUGUUUCCUACUUUCACUCUGUGCUGUGAAGUUAAACUGGUUAGAGCUAACCAUUAAACAAUGACUUAAACCACUCACAAAUGCACACUGCCUACUUGGUGUGUACGAAAAGAAGCUAAGGAAAGAAGAUAAGUGCAUAUUCUUUUAAGAUUUCAUAAAUGUUGAAUUUUAAUGGAUUUUAAAACUGUAGAAGUAACUAAUGAUAUCACAGUCGUCUAAGCAACAAGGGGCCCCUUGUUGGCAACUUAUUUAUGCUUUAGCAUGUCAUGAAGGGCUUUCUCUUGUCUAGGUUAUUUAAAAAAUAUGAAAAAGGGUAAAAUGAAAAAAAAAAAUAUUUGCUUGUAGUGGGAGAAAAAACAGUGCAACACUGCUGCGUUGCAUAUAAUAAAGUCACACAUUGACUGAUCAGGAAAAGACAGCAAGAGGACCUGGUAAUCCAAGAGCUGUAGUGACUUCAUAUUUCCCUCCCAAGUUUUUGAAGCCUAAAUUCUGUUCAUCUCUGAUGGCAUCUUAUAUUUGAUUACAUCCCUGGUCAUAAACAUCUGAAAUCCUGGCUUUUAAACGAGAUACACCUGCUGCUGCAGGAGAUAUUGCUGCUGUUAAUGUUAACUUCCCCCCUGGCUUGACUGAUGUUCGCUUGAGUAAUUGCGUGUGCAGCAUGUGUGAGAUAUGUCAAAGAUCCAGCUUGCUAAAGAGUAAGCCUGCCAUGUGUAAAUUGAUGUACAGUUUUCUAAAAAUUUUCAGUGCACAAGGUACUGUAGGCUACCUCCCACUAAAUGUUGGACGAUAGUAAUAGGGCAUAAAUGCCAUAGUGUGUAUGAGUCUUUCAAUUCCCUUUUGUCAAAAAAAAAAAAAAAAAUCUUCUAUUAUUUCAAUGUGAUGUUGGAUUUUACAUCGCACUUUUUCCUGACUUGUGCGAGGUUCCACUCAUGCCAUGAUUUAGAGAGAAGUUUGCAUUUGCUCUUUAAACAAUCUCAUGCAUCUUGAAUUAAAAGAUUUGGAUGCACAGUUGUUGGAAAGAGAAGUGUACAAAUUUAAUGUUUGUUUUUCAACCUUUAUCAUAAGUUAUUUUUUGUCAGUGUUGUCUUAUGAUUUGGUAAAAUGCACAGCAUCUCUUGGAUACGAAUGUAGUGCGCAUUUGGAAAUGCAUGCAUGCAGUCUUUCGUUCAUUGGCGGCCCAUCUAUCCUUUCCUGGUUAAACUGGUCAUUUCAUUUUCUCCAUACACCACUGGACAUGGAUCAGUGACUUCAGUCUAAUGACGGUGUAGAGCGCUUUGCUUCUGUGACACCAUGUGUCUGUAUUGUGUUGAUUUAAGGGAGUCUAACUUUUGCAUUUCUACCACCUUCACUAUGAUGGAGCAAAGAUUCAAACCACUGAACGUAGUUUUCAUAUUUAUAUCAGUGUGUUUUGGAAGUAUUUAUGGAAAAGUUAAACCUGAUAUCUGAUCAAUUUGGUUCACUAGCCACUGUUGUGACCAUUUACAAAAGUAAAUUAAUUUUCUGUCACCUUAUUGUAAGCAGCCAGAAUCUGGUCUCAAUGUUUUAGCCACUUUUACACAAUGGUAACUAAUUCUCUUGGAAACGAUGUACCUUUCAAUCGAUUUGUAAUAGUGUAAAAGAUUUUAAUUCACUGCUAUCGCUAGCAGCAUUGCAGGUGAAUGAAAACGUAUUGGGAGUGAAACUUCAAAUUACGGCUUCUUUAUUUGUUAUGUUUGAUUCUGAUGUGUGAUAAGACCUUAAAGAACGUUCUCAUUAGGCUUGAUGUGAUGUUUAAUGUAGUUGAGAUUGAAACAGAAUUGCUAUGUCUAUUUUCCUCUGCUUACUCUUAAGCUGUUACCAAAUAUGAUAUGCUGAUCUGUAAAGGUUUUGUAAAAUGUUAACUAUUUGGUAGGAAGGAACUGACCAUGAAAUUAAGAUAUUGCUGCCUAUUUACACUGAUGACAAAAAACAGUUAUUACACAUCACCCUUAUUGAACACAUGAGUGAAAGUACCAUUGUGCUGUUGAAUGUUUGAGGUAAACUAAUGUGAUGAAUUUUGAUGUGUUAUUCAGUUAUACAGUUUUGUUUAACAUCUGUUAAAUGAGGAAUUAUUUGGGGGGGUGAUAAAAGGAUCUGUUUUUGUACUAUGGGUGUUUGUAAUUGAAAUUUGAAUAAAGGCAA
This is a messenger RNA of Cheilinus undulatus (humphead wrasse), 5082 nucleotides long. It is a transcript of the gene e2f3, whose product is annotated as E2F transcription factor 3. The record is from RefSeq and is a predicted model, not a curated record. Gene Ontology annotation, cellular component: RNA polymerase II transcription regulator complex. NCBI's taxonomy places the organism in Eukaryota, Metazoa, Chordata, Actinopteri, Labriformes, Labridae. Gene Ontology annotation, biological process: regulation of transcription by RNA polymerase II. Bases 262 to 1590 code for a protein of 442 amino acids. Gene Ontology annotation, molecular function: RNA polymerase II cis-regulatory region sequence-specific DNA binding; DNA-binding transcription factor activity, RNA polymerase II-specific; protein dimerization activity. The transcript has 8 exons.